Messenger RNA from Pterocles gutturalis (yellow-throated sandgrouse), 651 nucleotides. Its product is annotated as arf-GAP with dual PH domain-containing protein 1-like. Gene Ontology annotation, cellular component: plasma membrane; intracellular membrane-bounded organelle. The record is from RefSeq and is a predicted model, not a curated record. Gene Ontology annotation, molecular function: GTPase activator activity; phosphatidylinositol bisphosphate binding. NCBI's taxonomy places the organism in Eukaryota, Metazoa, Chordata, Aves, Pterocliformes, Pteroclidae. Gene Ontology annotation, biological process: positive regulation of GTPase activity.
AUGCUCUAUCCUGCCCCAUGCCCUUCCUCCUGCGCUGAAUCCAGUAGACCAGUCAGGUGCAAUUCUCUUGCUUGCUUGCUUUCAGACCCAGACUGGGCAUCCCACAGCCUAGGGAUCUUCAUCUGCUUGAAUUGUUCAGGAAUCCAUCGCAAUAUCCCACAAGUCAGCAAAGUGAAGUCCGUCCGUCUGGAUGAUUGGGAUGAUGCUCAAGUGGAGUUUAUGGCCGCGAAUGGAAACAAUGUAGCAAAAGCAAAAUAUGAAUCUAAAAUGCCACCGUUUUAUUACAAGCCAACAUUUCUUGACUGUCAACUGCUGCGGGAACAGUGGAUCAGAGCCAAAUACGAACGAAAAGAGUUCAUUCACAGCGAGAAGCAGGAACCUUAUUCUGCAGGGUACCGAGAAGGAUUUCUGUGGAAGAGAGGACGCGACAACGGGCAAUUCUUAAGUCGAAAAUUUGUGUUAUCGGAGAGGGAAGGUGCACUGAAGUACUUCAACAAAAAUGAUGCAAAAGAACCCAAAGCAAUUAUGAAGAUCGAACAUCUAAAUGCGACUUUCCAACCUGCAAAAAUCGGGAACCCACACGGACUGCAGAUCACGUACUUGAAGGACAAUAGCACAAGGAACAUCUUUGUCUAUCAUGAAGAUGGCAAG